Molecule: messenger RNA, 39127 nt
Organism: Pelobates cultripes (western spadefoot toad)
Lineage: Eukaryota; Metazoa; Chordata; Amphibia; Anura; Pelobatidae
Source: the annotation of a GenBank genome assembly
CUGCAACCGAACCGGAGCCACACACGUCACUUCCGGUAACAGCCAGCACCACGUGACCGGAAGCAGCCGCUGCUCCCAGAGAGUCAGAAUGUUUGUGUGAGAGAGAGAGAGAGAGAGAGAGACUGGCAGAGGAACAGAGGCAAGUGACAGUCUCAGACAGACAGACAGACAUGUCAAGGGACAGAGAGAGAGACAGGCAGUCACUGGCAGAGACAGGGCUGUGUGAUAAUCAGAUAUACAGAGAUACUUAGAGGGGCACCAAACACAGCCUUACCUUACUGAAGUGGUUAUGGUGCCUAGGUCCUAGCCCCUGCAGUGUCACUGUCUAAUUCUCUGCCAUUUGUAGCUUACACUCCUGGAUCUGGCUUUCAAUUCAGUACAGUUCACUCCUUAAAGGGAAACUAUAAUGCCAAGAAAACAAAGUUGUUUUCCUAGGAAUACACCUCCCUAUACUGCCUCCCUCCCUCCCACUGGUGCAGAAGGGUUUAAAAGCACUAAAUCGGGGUCCAACUUUACUCCUCACCGUGCGAGACAGAAUACGAAUGAGCGGCAAUGGCAACGCUUGCAUUAGGACUUCCCCCAUAGGAAAGCAUUAUACAAUGCUUCCUGGAAUUUUACACAGUUUGGCUCUGUGAAACGGCGCUAGACCAGCAGAGAAAACCCCAUAGGAAAGCAUUGAGGCAAUUAUUUUCUAUGUGAAAGACCUUAUGUGCGUUCAGCUCUUGCCGCGCAUGCACAUUAGGUUUCCUCCCCCCCCCCACCAGUCUGAGGAGACAGGCUGUGACCAUCGGAGCUGGAAUCCAGUGAGUGAAUGGUUAUUCAACCCUUUACAACACCAGCAGGGACCCAGAUGGGGGCUCGGGGGCAGAGAAAAUAAUUAUUGUUAGGAAUACAUUUUUGUAUUCCUAGUACUAAAGUGUUCCUUUAAGGAAUAAACCUAAUUGGAAUUGUAGUGAACUGAAUUUAAAACUGGAUUCAGGCAAAAAAAAAUUGAUUUUGAAAAAUAUGCUAACUUGGCUAUAGUCACAGCUAGCCUGUUUUAGCUUAAAGGGACACUAUAGUCACCAGAGCAACUACAGCUUAUUGAAUUUGUUCUAGUGAGUAGAAUCAUUACCUUCAGGCUUUUUGCUGUAAACACUGUCUUUUCAGAGAAAAUGCAGUGUUUACAUUACAGCCUAAUGAUAAUGUCACUGGCCACUUUUUAGAUGAAUGUUAGAGGUGCUUCCUAUCUCAGUCUUGCCUAGUUUGCAUCACAACAUAUCAGUAUCUCCUUCCUCUGCAUGGAGACACUGAACUUUCCUCAUAGAGAUGCAUUGAUUUAAUUCAUCUCUAUGAGGAGAUGCGGAUUGGCCAGGGUUGUGUUUGACUUGUGUUGGCUCUGCCCCGAUCUGCCUCAUUUACAGUCUCAGCCAAUACUAUGGGGAAGCACUGUGAUUGGCUCUGAACAACACUUCUGAUGAUGUCAGCAGACAUGGGCAGUUCACAAGCACAGCCAGCAGCUGCAGACUUGAAUACAAGUAAAAUUAUAUUUUAUUUAGGGAGGCAAGAGAGGGCCAGGAGGGCUAGAUGGUGGCUUUAACACUAUAGGGUCUGAAAUAUAGGUUAGUGUUCCUGAACCUAUAGUGUUCAUUUAACAACUCAACUUUCUAUUCUCUACCAUUUAGUGAAGGAACCCCUGGUUACAAAGCUGCUAAAACAAUCAUCAGGAAGCACUCUUGUGCCUGCCGUGCAAGGGACAGGUAAUACAAGUACAGGUAUCUAAAAUAUAUGUUUUAAAGCUAAGCAAUUAACCACUUAAGGACACAGCUUCAGAAGCUGGACUUACCUUUAAGGACACAAGCAAUUUUUGCAUAUCUUGCUGUUCAACCACAAUUUGCAUCUCUCUCGUUUAUUUCACUAACACAUAUUAUAUGCCUUUUUUUUAGAGUACAAAAAGGGCUUUAAUUUGAUCUGACAUAUACAUAUAUAAAUUCUCAUUUACCGUAUAUACUCGAGUAUAAGUCAAGUUUUUCAGCACAUUUUUUGUGCUGAAAAAUCCCCACUCGACUUAUAUUCGAGUUAAUGUCUGUAUUAUGGCAAUUUACAUUGCCAUAAUACAGACCAGGACCGCCGGGCUCAUUACAAGCCCGGCCGUCCUGUUGGGGGCUGGCAGAGAGCUGUUACUUACAUUUCCUGCAGCUCCCUUCUCUCUCCUCCGUUCCGGUCAGCUCCACUGUAAAUCUCGCGAGAGCCGCGGGGAACGCUCUGCGUGGUCGCGAGGCUUACAGUGGAGGAGAAGGGAGUUGACAGGAGCUGCAGGAAAGGUAAGUAACAGCUCUCUGCCAGCCCCCCUCCUGCACAGCCCAUCCACUGGACCAGCAGGGAAUGAGAGCCCCCCUCCCUGGCCAGCUAACAAGCAGGGAGGGGGGAGGAAAAUAAAUAUAAAUAAAAAAUUAAAUAAUAAUAUAAUUUAAAAAAUUAAUAUAUAUACAUAAAAAAUAAUAAUAAUUACAAAAAAAUAUAAAAAUGCCCAACCCCCCACCAAGGCUCUGCAUUACAUACACACACUGCACUCAUACACACACACACUGUAUUCAUACACACACUGCAUUAUAUACACACACACUGCAUUCAUUAUAUACACACACUGUAAAUAAAUAUUCAAUUAAUAUAAUUUUUUGGGAAUCUAAUUUUAUUUAGAAAUUUACCAGUAGCUGCUGCAUUUCCCACCCUAGUCUUAUACUCGAGUCAAUACGUUUUCCCAGUUUUUGGGGGUAAAAUUAGGGGUCUCGACUUAUAUUCGGGUCGACUUCUACUCGAGUAUAUACGGGUAUUUAAAAAAAAAAAAAUAUAUAUAUAUAUAUAUAUAUAUAUAUAUAUAUAUAUAUAUAUAUAUAUAUAUAUAUAUAUAUAUAUAUAUAAUUUACAGUUUUGGCGAUAAUAACGUGUGUAUAAUAUGUCCAGCAUAGAAAACAUAAUUCAAAUAAAAUUAAUUUAUGUGUCUUGAUUAAUAGAGUACAUAAUAAAUGUAGGAUUUCAGUUUAUUUUGAAAGUUACAGGUCACAAAAUGCAAGGACUAAAAUAAAAUUUCUGUGUGAAAUAAUUUUAGAAGUUGGUAUGAUUGUCGUAUAAGUUUAAAAGCAAUCACAGAAAACAAAGUUGCCACCGAAAGUAUAUAUUUAUACUCUAGACAAGGGGUCAGCAACGGCACUCAAGGCUGCCAGACAGGCUCUGGCCUAUAAGGAGUCCCAGUGGGACUUCAGAUAUUCGCUAGUCCAACCAACCUGUGAUUGCAGGUAAUGAGGUUCAAUCCUCAAUGUACACAUUGCAGCACUAACAGGAAGUAAUCUCACUUCCUCCCCGCAUAUGUGAACGGGAACACGCGCUGGAGCGCAGCUCCUGCCCUUGAUCCGUACCUGGCCAGCCUGGCUCCACUAGACACCAGGGAAGCCACCCACACUCCUAGAUAUACACAGAGCUGCAGAAGAAGCCUCCUUCUCACGUAAAUAAUACAAACAGCCCACACACAAACACAGUACUCACCAACACAUCACCACUGGCAAUCCAAACAAUACCACAAACUACUCAUGAACUUAUACAAUAUGUUAUUACAAGCACGCAUAAGCACAAAUACAAGGUUACAAAGUAACUACAGCACCCAUAAUAAUACAGCAACAUACACACCUCAAUUUUUAGAAACCUAGGACUGGCACACAAAGGGACUUCAAGAUUCUGUUUUGGCACAGUACUACUAUAAGGUUGCCUACCCCUGCUCUAGACCACAAGGCUGUUUCAGCAGCAUCCUCAUCUAACUAUUGUUCCUUUAUCAUUUUGUAAAUGUCUAAUUUAUUGUUAAAUCAUUCAGAAUAUUGUAAGGCUCUGCGGAAUAGUUGGCGCUAUACUUAUACCAAUAAUAAUAUAAAGUAGACAUCACAGGCUAGUUACCUAAGGUUAUUUUGACACAUGUCCAUGUCCCAUUUUGGAGUAUUCUAGCAGGUUGCUUAUUCCAACUACACCACAAAGGCAUGCCAUUUCUUAAAGAAGACAACCCACGGUGUUUCAAAAGGUAUAAGUCUUUAUUUAUAAUCAACUCAUGAGUGUGAGGAAUCAUGUUCAGAUUAUGAAUGAAACAUAAGACAAGGAAAUACAAGAAGAAAAUGCAGGUGCAGACAAUAAUAAAUAUUUUCUAUACAAAUUAACCCUUGAGUCGAGUUUUUAUAUUAUUAAAAUUAGUGGCAAUUCGAGAUGGGCAGGCUAGUGACCAGCCUUGUGAGCAAUAAGCCUUGAGAAAAACUGCACUACAAUUACAAACUCUGCAUGCAGAGUGAUAAACCAAGGCCAGCGUGCGAGAAAGAAAAUAAAAAAGUGAGUAAAAGAAUAAGAAACUAGGAUGAAUAUGGGUCAAACUUUUCAGGAGUGUGUUGACUGUCCAGCUACUCUGCAGUGCGGGGAAACCAGGGAACUGCAGGCAACAGGCAUAGCUCAUUUGUAAACGCCUGUCAGCUCCGCUAGGAAGUGCCUUUCGUCAAAGACGAGUGAGUAGACGGGGUAGAGAGAAUAUGAGCCAGAGCGUAUGGAAGCAGGGUAUGCCUCUUUCUAGGCUUCCCUUGCAUAAUUCAAAGCAGAAAGGUAUAAGUGUAAAAACUAUUAAUAAUAAUUAAAAAAAAAAACAGAAGCAAACUUUGAAAGCCACAUAUUACUCAUUCAAAUAAAAAGAACCACCUGGUGUCAAUCAGGUGGCCCAUAGCCUUAUUUAGUGACCGUGGCAUAAGUGUCUGGUACAGCCCCCUGGAGUAUGCCUGGCUUGAUCUUAGUCUGGUCCCAUCUGGGUGUUACUUUAGACCCGGGGAGGCCAGGUUGCGACAGAGAGUCCCCUGGCAGACCUAAGGUGCUCAGGAGCACUGCUGCUACUUGCAGAUCAUGGACUGAGUGAGUAGCUUCUCCUUGCUGGAUCUGUAGGGAUCGCAGCGAGCUCCACCUAUAUUGAAGGUUGUUGGGCCGUAGAAGGCUGUAUAGAUUUUCUCCAAAGCAAGGUAUCUCCCGAGAGAUCUUGAUAGAAUGUAAGAGCCAUGUUUUCAAAUGUAUAUGGGGCCUUCCCCUUGAGAGCAGCCUGAACCAUCAUCUUGUCAGUAACAUUGCGCAAGUGUAUCACCAUGUGCCAUUGGUGGCACUCUCCGGGUUUUGGGGAUUAAGAAGAGUCUGUCGAAGGCUAGAUUCUUUGUUUGUUUGGGCGUUAGUAAGACCCCCAUCAGCCUCUGCAGUAAGUGUGUGUAUAGGAGUGUCCUCCGAUUUUUUUUUUUUAAAUUACUAUGGUGCCUAGUAUCCUCCAUGCUGGCAAAAUGCUGUUCUAUGAGUGCUUGCUGUUUUUUAAAGUGUGCACUUCCAGCUGGAGCUCUGCAAGGGAUAGAGCAUGUUUCACUGUGAAGGUCUCCACCAAUCCCAGGCGACAUACGUGUCUUGUUAGGUCAGUACUUUCUUGUUGGAAAAGAAGGGAAGAUACCCCUGACCUCAAGACUAUAAUCCAAAAGAAAGGUAAGGUAAGCAUGAGAUUAUUCAAAUAAGUUAUUUAAAUAGAUUUCUGAUAUAAAGGAACUAAAAGGGGCAAAGUAGUCACUAUAACCCUUUUAUGUCUUUUUAAUGGUUAUAGUGCCUGGAGUUCCUUGGCACUGUCUCUUUAUUCAGUGUUAAACCAUUUUUUUUAGCAAUUUAAUAAUAAAUGAGGUGUCCCUGGCCCCUACACACUUCCUACUAGCCAGAUCCAUUCAUACUUGCAGUGCUCCAAUGUCAGGAUCCACUAAUAUGCCCAACAUGCAGAACUUAAGUAAAAAUAAAGAAAACCCUAAGGCGUAUUACCGGACCUUAGAACGGCGGGAUUUAACGUGGAGGGAAAAAAGUGCAGGACAGGCUGGGGUCAGGGAUACAGAGUGUACGUUAACGGUAGGCAAGCCAAAGGUCAAAGAAUAAAGAAGUCAGAAUAGUCAAAUAACGAUCCAAAGGUCAAGGAAUACAGUAGUCAAAAUAGUCAAAUAACAAGCCAAAAUCAAAAUACACAAGAAACAAUACCGUAAACGUGCUCGCGGUUAACCACAAUGGAAACCACGGCAGGGCACUGAGAAAUGUUCAAAAACGUUUUAAAUAGCCUUAGGUACUCUAGGAUUGGUUGCAGGGGAGCAGGUGACAUCGGAACGUGCGUUUGACGUCACAUGCAUGUUCCCAAUGGCCAGGGACUAAAGGGUUAACAUGAGCUUUAAAAUCACUGUAACUCUAAGCCUUUUUCUCAGAGCUAUCGAUUGGAUAGCCCAGAAUGAGAAGUUUACAUGCAGAGUCUACACAUGACACACAACUUGGGCUGAGAUUUCCUCACAAGAGAGACAACGUCAAGCUAUAGACUGUUUCUCUGCUCAGAGCAAUAUAAGAUAAGAUACCUCAAUUCACUGAACUAUAGUGAUUAUGGGGCCUGGAGUGCACUUUUAAGGCAUUAUUUUUAUAAUGCAUUACAAAUAAUGAGUAAUUAUUAUCCCAUAGUUGCUCAUAGUGAUUAGUGGAAGGACAUGUAAGUCUCUUUAAAAUGAGGAAUUGCAAGGGAGUGUUUGUUUAUAGGGAGAAUCUCUGAGAUUGUAUGGCCGUGGAUUCCGGAGUUUAGAUGUACCUUGAAAAAAGAUCCCACAGACAGGAGUGGCAUGGUUUAAUCAAAGAUUAAAAGAUGAGGAUUUUUGAAAGUAAGAUGAGCCAGGUGGCUGCACCUUUUCUACAAUUUUGACAGCAAGGUAGAUAAGUAGAUUGUUUUGGUAAAUAAUACGGUAAAUAGAUAAGUUGUCAUCACAGUAAAUAAGGUAAUGAGUUAGUUUUUUUGUGUGAACAAGAAAUGUAGGAUUUAAAAUGCUAGGUUUGAGGUAGAUGUGCCUGUAACUGAUGAUGCUUCAAAACUAUGAAUUGACACCAAUAUAGUCAAAUACGUUUGGUUAGUUAUGGAAAGGGUAAUAUCGUUACUAAGGAGAGUGCGUGGGUAGUGAUGAGGAAGUGGAGAGACAGAAGUUUAUUAGUUCACUUUUAUAGUUUCAGGUGUCAUUGGGCAUAAAAAAAAGUUAACAGGAAGGCAGUUGGUGACUUCAGAUAUGAGCGAACUGGCAAGUAUUGACUGCUAUUUAAAAAAUAAAAAAUGAUCUGCUGGUGGACCAGAAUGAUAAGACCUACACCAUCUCACCGAUGGUCGAUGCUUCCACCUUUCUGCAAAUGCUGGGACUCUCUGGGGACUCAUUGUUGCCAUGGGAGCACCACCAAUAGAAUGUUGGCACUAGUAUGUCCUUUGUGCCGGGACCCAGCAUGUCUGUGGCAGAGAAACGCCCACCGUGGUGCAAUUUAGCAAUACUCAAUGCUACUGUUUUGCCCUAGAUCUGCAAACUCUCCCCCUCUAUCUAUCUCUCCUGUACCUUGUGUCAAUCUUACACUUUUGCCACUUUUUCACUUCUAAGUUUAUAUAUCUAUAUAUGUAUAUCUAUAUGCUGUCUAUUUCCAUGGCUACUUAGAAACAUAGAAACAUAGGAUGUGACGGAAGAUAAGAACCAUUCAGCACAUCUAGUCUGCCCAAUUGUACUUCUGCUGCCUUUGUAUGAGAAAUGUUAUGCAGCCACUUGCUUAAAGGACCACUAUAGUCACCCAGACCACUUCAGCUCAAUGAAGUGGUCUGGGUGCCAGGUUCACCAGGUUUUAACCCUUCAGAUGUAAACAUAGCAGUUUCAGAGAAGGGUUAAUCCAACCUCUAGUGGCUGUCUUCCUGACAGCCGCUAGAGGAGCUUCUGCGACGGUGAAUGCGAAAAUUGCAUUCAGCGUGCAGAACGCGAAAAUUGCAUUCAGCGUGCAGAACGUCCAUAGGAAAGCAUUGAGUAAUGCUUUCCUAUGGGCGUUUUUAAUGCGAGCGCGGCUCCGCAUUUGGCUCCACUCGGGAGCUGAUGUCUGAGGGGGUGGAGAGGUCACCAGUGCCGAGGGAGCCAGGCGUUAGAUUAAAGUAAGUAGCUGAAGGGGGGCCCUGAGGGAGGGGGGGACCUAAGGGUUAUAUAGUGUCAGGAAAAUAAGUUUGUUUUCCUGACACUAUAGUGAUUCUUUAACCAAAAAGAAAAAUGUGGUUAUUUUGGCUAUUUGUGUUUUAAUCUUUUGUGAAUUGAGGCACCACUUUUAAAAAUAAAGAAUGGAGAAUUUUUUUUUAUAAAGUUACCAAGAGAAGAGGUGCUGAGGUAGAAUGGUGAAAUAUCAAAGGCUGAUGAUUUUAGGACAAAAAGAGUGGAAAGCGGAUGAUGGUGACGUACUGCGAAGUCACAGCGUGCUCAGUUUGAUUUAAGCCAGGCAACAGCUGCAGCAUCAUAAUUAUGGAGUACAACUAACUGAGAUAAAUUUGGUGAUUAGCAUUGAAAUAUUCUAAGGAUGAGUAGGUAACGCAAAAAAACCUUACACAUUAGUGAUCCUGCAAGUAUCUGGGACCCCCAAUUUCAGUCAAAAAUCUUGAAAAUAGUUUGAUCCUGAACUGGCAGAUUUUAUCUGCAGCCUACUAGUACCAUAACCACUACACUGACAUGUCGUGGUUAUGGUGCUUAGACCACACCUUUUGCAUGGGCAAGUUGGAACAUUUGUUCCAGGCUGCCUGAUUGACAGGCUUAGAGAUGCAACAUUUUUUUUUUUUUUUUUUUACAAAUUUCUGUAGUUCCAAGCCCCUCCAAGAGAUAAUGUAAAGUUGUGAUUGUGCUUCGAGUGAUCCUUUUAGUAGGUUUAAUUAUCACUAACCUAAUAACAAAGGUAAACUUAAACAGUUGGCUUCUUCACUAUAAUACUCAAUUUUAAAUAGAUUUUACCUAAACCGUAACCAGACCUUAAAUUGAAACUCAUACACCUAUCUUCCUAAUACCAGCUCACUCUAUGCCAUGAGUUAUACGCUAACCAUAUACUCUAAAAUAUGACUUGUUUCUGUAACCCUAGCCUUCAAAGUAGAGUUAGUGUUUGGGAUGUGGGAUUACACUGAAGUGGUCAUGGUGCUUCGAGUCUGCAUGUUCAGUGUUUCAGUAAGAAACCGUACACAUACAGUAAUAAUUAACUUUGAUACUGGAGCUAAAAGUCCACCUCCAGCUGCAUCAUUCUCAAUCCCGAGCAAGAGUUCCUAAAUCUUUGAAUUGAUUGCAUCCAUUGUCAGUAUGGAUAACAUGCUGGUAACAGACAACCAGUGGUGAAACAGCCCCCGCUCCCUGUGUCACCUUAAGUCCUCUCUCAUUCCUGCCUCCCCCUGCAGUGCUGUGGAAUGAUGGCACAAACAGAGGGUUGGUCUGUCGGGACCAAAUGGCUUCAGCACAGAAUUGCAGGUACAUUUCACAAAAAACAGGGUUUUAUCAAAACACUAGUUAUGGUUGGAGAAACCCAUAAGAUAUUAUGGUACAGAAACAUCCGAUCCUUAUUAUUCUGGGUAUCCCAGAAGUUUUCAUCUGCUUUCCAGCUGUAGAUUAAUAAAUAUGUUAAUUGCUAGAAGUGUUAUCAACAACCUGAUGAAAAGGCUUUUUGCAGGAUGAAGUCUGGAACACAGUGCAUCUCUGCUGAUUUGCAUGUCAAACUGGGAAUUCUGGGAUAGUUGUGGAAACAUGGUUUCUUCAGUUUCUGUGCACAUUGGGAACUUUCUAAAGUCCCAUGUGUGAUAUGCAGUGAUGCACAAUAGUAAUUGUUCUAUGAUAUAUCAUAGGAAUUAAUUAUUUUACCUUUGACCACUUAGUCUGUCUGACUUAAUGUGGCUCACACCCAGAGAAGUGACAUAAUGAAGUGUUAUAUCACACAUGUUCAUUAGGUGUCACUGCUUAUAUCAGAAGAACGAGAACGCAACCAUUAAGAGGGUUCACUGAACUAUGAGCUCCAUGGAGUCCGCACCACUUCCCCUUCAACCCUCUGAAGCAGAUGACAUUAUUCAGGGGUAAGUGCAUUAUGAGUUAUAGUUAUUUUGGAAUGGGAAGUUGUACGAUUAUUAUAUAGAAACGUUAUUGUUUUUAAAAAUUUUAUUUCCAGUGGUUAAUCUUUAACCCUUCUACAUUUUAUUUCCAACGGUUAACCUUUAACCUUUUAAUUGUUUGCAAAACAGAGCUUUACUGUGUAAUUUAGUAUCCGAGAUCUUCGAAGUUAGAAGUUAAUAGCAUGCAUUUCUCACUGGGCUAUAAUUUACAGUUUAUUUGUACUUUUUAAUAGCUUUACUUUUUUAAAGAUUCACUUCUAUUGAGCAUACUCCAGUUCUCACAUUUUGGUUAGAGAAAUAUAGUAAAUUAUUAAUAAUAUGCCAACCGUUGAAAAAUUAUCUGCACACCAGCAGUCACACUGUUCAACAUGUAAAAAUAAUUUUCAUUGAAAUGUAUAUCUUGGUAAAUUAUCACUUACCAGUAUAUUUAAUAUUUUCUUUACUUAUCCUCUACUUAUCUACUCUAAUUUUGAAUAUAUUUCUUUGCUGUUGGAGUAGAUUUUUUUUCAGUGUAGAUUACUGCCCAUCCUUUGUUAAAUAAAUAUAAGAAAAAUAAAUAAAUUGUUAAAUGUACCUGUAUUCCAGUGCUAAGAUAGUCUUUACUCAGCAUCCCAAUCCUCCCAAUGUAAGAUCACCAAGCCUGAUAAUGUAUUGUCCAAUAAGAUGCAUUUCACAAAGAAGUGUUGGAGAUCUAUGGACCUUGUGUGGCAAUCACCAAACUCCACCAAUCUCACAAACGUGAAUACCUUCAAAACUCGGAGGUCUAAAAGGAGCAAGCAGCUCUUCCGGAGACCUGACUGCAACUAGCGGCACUUUUUCCUUUGUUUCUCAGAAAUAGCAGGAUUUUUACAUUGUCUGCGAAAAGGGACAGCAGACAAUGCGCCAAAACCACUAUAUGAAGUUGUAGUGGUUUUGAUGCAUAGAGUUUUCCAUAUGCAUUUGAGAGGUUUAGCAAAUAAAAUUAAAUGCAGAAAUCUACACUGCUGUAUCCUAAAACUGAGUGACACCUUCUUGGCACCUGUUAAUCAUUGUUGUCAGUAUUGCCCUUUGUACCUUUCAAUCGAGCGAAUAUCAAUAGAAACAGAUGAAGAUACAGCUGAGGAUGAAAAAAAAGCAUAUGAUAGUGUUAUACUGUUAUAGUAUAUCAGGGGUGCCCAAAAUGCUGAUCCCCAGAUGUUUUGAAACUACAACUUACAUAAUGCUUUAUCAUUCUAAAAGUAUUCCAAGGGAGUUGUAGUUCUACAACAUCUGGAGAUCUACUUAUUCGGCACCCCUGUAGUAUACAUCAUACUGGCAAGUAACACUCACAAUUUGUAAGGGGCACAUAAAAUCCUGCGGGGCUUAUCCGUUUUAACCCUUUUUUUUCUUGAACUCCACUGCAUAAUUCUGCAGGAUUCAGCAGGUAAUAGCAAAGGCUUCUAUUAUUAGAAUAAAAGUUGCAAUAUAACAACAGUUCCAACACAUUUCUUCACUCGGACAGGGCCUUCCUCAGGGUCCAAUAAUGUAAACAGGAGUCUACUAAAAUCAUGGUACAUUCAGAGUUAUCAUUAGAUAUAAGGCAACACUUUCUAACUACGUCCCAAUUCCAAAAUACUAUACUAAGUAUAAAGCCAGCACUUUGAUAGCUUUAUCUAUUUAAUUCCAGAGUGCUUACCGAGAACAAAAGUAAAUUCAAGACACCAAAUCAGAUUGGAUUUUACAGGUAAAGUGUUUUCUACAAUAAUAUAUAUUGAAUAUAUUUUGAAUUUUCCCAGAUACUACUGAAAAUUGCAUUGUACUGCAGGUUAUGUUAUAAUUUAGGAGCGAUAUUGAUUUGUCUUGGUAACUUCCAUCUUCUGUACCAUUACUGAUUAUUAUUAUUAUUAUUAUUAUUGCCAUUUAUAUAGCGCCAACAGAUUCCGUAGCGCUUUACAAUAUUAUGAGAGGGGAGAUUUUACUAUAAAUAGGACAAUUACUAGAAAACUUACAGGAACGAUAGGUUGAAGAGGACCCUGCUCAAACGAGCUUACAGUCUAUAGGAGGUGGGGUAUAAGACACGUUAGGACAGGAAAUAGCAAUCAAAUAAGGUGGGAGUGAAGCAGAGCUGGAGGAGAUGGUGGAGUGCUGCCCUAGAGGAGAGAGCAAGAGACAGGUAUGUAAGGUAGAGGUUACUCUGGGAGGCCAUGAGCUUUCCUGAAGAGAUGGGUUCUAAGGGUCUGCUGAUAAAUGAAAUCAGCUCAGGUAUAUAAGUACUGUUUAGCAGUAUGAAUGCAGAGUAAAGACAUUGGCUUUAUGCCAGUAGAUCUGUAAGCAAAUGCGUGUAAAGUCAAACAAAAAUGCUAACUUGCUUCCGACCAGACAUGGACAACUUGUUUAUGGAUUAUCAAGUAGAGUAUUAGCAGCAGUACCUCACUGAUGAAGCUUGUGAUAGACAAGAGUUCCUCGGGUGGCUGUAUGGCUGGAUCUUUCAUGGUGAGGGACCUGUCUAGCAUUUUGGUUCUAGACUCUGGACAGUCUCAUUUGCAGAUGGUAUAGACAUUCUGAGUGAGAAUUCCAUUUUUGGCUAAUCUUGGUUGGUGUCUCUUAAGCUUUUUUUUUUACUUUUUAUUAUUAUUUUUAUUUAAUGGUGACAUUUUUUAAUUGUAGUAUCGGACAUUUUAAUGUAUGUGGCAAUAGGUCCUCCAACAAGGCUCUCUAAUUUUAUUGUUUUCCUGCUCGUUGAGCAGUCCUAUGUGAUGAAUAAACUAUACUACUCGUGAUAUGUUCAGUAUUAAUAAAUGAUUUUCAUACAGACGGCAGAAACUCCUACUCCCUGGUCAGUCUUUAUAUCAUGCUCAGUUGGACACUUUUAAGAUUGAUGAUGAAGGUGCUUCCCUCAGAAUCAUUCACCAGGACACCAACGUAAGUGUGCAAUAAAUGUGCUUAUACAUUUGGAUCUCAUAGUCAAAACACUGCAUGAUAAAUUUAACACUUUAAACCACAAGCAUUAAGCGUCUAUAAGGGGCACUGACAAAAACAUUUAAAAAAAAUUUCUUGCAGGUUCCAUAUCAGCUACAAGUCAUUGCACUGAAAGGUGGUAUUGUGAGGCUGAAAAUUAAAGAGUUUUCCCCGUUGAAGUCAAGAUACGAGGUCUCUGAUGUCUUAAUUAAAGAGACAGCCACUGAGAGGUUAGACCAAAACAUUAUUAUAUUUGUAUAGCGGUACACAUUUCUGCUCUGGAAAUAUUGGCUUUUUCUCGAUCACUUUUGUAAAUGCGAGCAUUUUGUGUGUCGUAUUUGCUGUAACAUUAACUAUAACCAAAGGAAAAAUUAUAUUUUUGAUAUUUUGAUCCAAUUAAGUCUUCAUAUAUAAAAGGAACAGAAAGUUUACUAUCCCUGUUAAUACCCAGAAUGGGUAAUGACUUGUUGUCAAUUAAAUCCUAUUGUAAUCAUAUUAUAAUACUGUUAUAAUGUAAUAUCCUGGGCGCUACAUAAAUACUAAUAAAAAUAUUAAUAGGAAAAUUCUAAAAUAUUAGAUUAAAGCCCAUGGGUUUCUUCUUUUCUGCUUUCGUGCUAGCUUGUCUAAUUAUACAUCCCUCUGUCUGUAACAAUAUGUAAUCGUUAUAUAAAUAAAUAUAUAUUAAAUAUUAAACGUAAUAUUAAUUAUGAUUCACUUUCAUAUGUUUUGCUCAGUGCGUUCCUAACAUGAUUAGUUAGCACAUAACAUUGUAGUCAUACUGUUCUCAUAAAAAAUGAAUUCCUUAUAAAGAUACACAUGGUGACACUUUUGUUUUUCCAAGUAGGUUUCUUGUUCUGUGGGGUUUAUUCGCUAAAUCAGGAUAUGUGGAGAACUGUCUAGUUAGUGAAUUGCCCAUUUAAAACGAAAAUGUCCACAUUGCAAAAGCAGCCAAGUUGUGAAUUUUGCCAAUUAUGGACAGUUUUAAGUCUCAUGUGUAUUAAAUCCCAAGCCUGCUACUUUUUAGGGAUAUGUUAUGUGAGGUCUUGUAUGUUUAGCGUCCCAUAAAAAUAAUAUGUACGCAAUUAGUAACACUGUAUUUAUGAUCUAAUUUCUCUUCUGCUGCCACUAUAUUCUUGAUGUGCUCUGAUACCAGCUUCAGCUGUGACAGAUAAUCUGCUAUUUAUGUCAGCGCUCAUCUACUGUCUUGGCAUUUAAUAGUAGCACUGAUGGCUACUAUGUGGACAGAUGUCGAAUGUCAUGUUCAAGGCCUCCCCAUGCUAGUGGUAGCCACUGCCUUAUUUGCUUGCAGUUAAAAGGUGAUAGUUUACUAGUUACCUGCAGGUGUUUUAUGUGGUGAAAAGCGUGGUAAUGUUUUGUAAUGCUGUUCAUCCUCAGGUUUAGUGUGUCCAAACAGGAAUCGGACAACGUAGUUUUGGACUACCAGAAUGGCCUGUAUAAGCUGCAUAUCGCCGCCUACCCGUUCUCCGUCACUGUAACACAGGAUGAAAAGGCCUUGCUCGGUAUAAAUUCCCAGGGCCUUUUGUACUUUGAGUCUGGAGUCUCAUCACCACCUGGAAGGUAGGGAAGUGCAGUUAAGCAAAGCAGGGUUACAUAGUUCUGCUUGUGUGACUUUCCAUUUAAGAAGGAUAUAGAAUGUAUUUGCUGGGUAAAUAAGAUAUUACUGCUAGAAAAAUACAGAACGAGCACAGCCCACCUGUGAGUAAAUACAUUUAUUUCCAGAGACCUAGAGCUCAGUCUGACUGUGUGUCCUGUAUUUUGUCUCCGUUAUUUGUCCAGGAAACUUGCCUUCUUUGUAUUGAGAUUUUCUGGUACUUGAUACAGGCGUAUUUAUAUCUCUUAAUCUGCUGUUUUAUUUGUUUUUCAUAUUUUAACAGUGUGGCUACAGUAGGUGAUAUUGAUGCACCACAAGAUUCUUCCAAGGUAAAGUUCACUACCAGGGCAGCUACCAAUACUAUGUACUGAUAGCAGGUUAGGGAUUCCCAUUGUGUCAGUAAUAUUUAUCAUCUGUAAUUUCUUGACCAAGUAUAUAAAUUAUUUGUUUAUACGUUCAGUGGGGAGAUAUAUUUUUUAAUUCAAUAGUGAAUUGUUCAUCAUGUUUUUAAAUGUUAUUUUAGUAGCAACUGGCCAUAGUUAAAGGGACACUCCAAGCACCAAAACCACCACACCCACUGAAGUGGUUAUGGUGCUAGGAAUACCCGUGCACCAUCCCAGUGUAAUUUGUCAAACCAGUUUACAACAGUUUGACAAAUUUCUCCUGGGUCUGGCAGUGACUCCUCAAACAUGGCAUUUAUCUUGCACCAAGUUAGAGGUGCUGAGUCUGUUACUUUAUAUUGUUUCCGUGUUUGCAACGAAUAUAGGUUGUUACAUCCUUUAAAUCUGCAGCAUUUUCCCUCUCCUCCCAGCAUUUUACCCCACCAGCCUUUUAGCUUUUUUUUCCCUCUCCUAUACUUUCCAUAUUGUCCGUUAGAUUGUCCUCUUGUGCCUUCUAACCCUAUGCUCCUUCUUCUUUUCAACUUCAAGACAUGAGUUAGAAUAGAAUAAAUAUAGAAUUCAAAGUGAAUUUCAAGUUUCAGGCCAAACUAGCAGAACUGGCAUCCUGACUGCCUUAGAGAAUAUUUCCAAUUCAACUAUUUUAACCUUAAAUCUGAAAUUCACUUUGAAUGAACUCUUUAAGUCUCUCUUUUUCUUCACCAGCCCUGCCCCUCAGACAUUUGUUCCAGUUCAUCUUUCAUCUGAUCAUCACGAUGUCUCACUUUAGCAUGUAUUCACUGUUAGGUCCAUCUUUAUUGAUUCUCACAAUUUUAUUCCAAUGUCUUCUCUAUUACAACAGGAAGAGUUUGGACUCUGGAAAGAAGAAUUUGGAGACUUUUUGGACCGUAGUAAGUCAUUCUUUCUUUCAAUGAAUCAAAUAUUGAUUCCUUAAACUGCCAAAAUGUACCUCCAUAUUUUAAUUCUUCACAGGUCUAACUUCUGUGGGGCUUGAUUUUUCACUUCAUGGCUUCGAGCAUGUGUAUGGAAUACCGGAACAUGCAGAUACACACAGACUCCAAGACUGUGGGUGAGAUUAUAGUGUGGUUCUAUAUAUUUGUGUAUGAGUUAGGGUUGUGAUUCAUAAAAAAAUACUUUUGCCGUUUCACCAUCUCUGGUAAGAUAUGUUCUUUAUGAAAUAUAUUACUGUUUUGUAUAACAGACAGGUGUGCUGAAAAAGGCGCUUAAAUAAAACAAUACGUGAAAAAAGAGAGCAGCUGUGUAACACUCAGUGGAUAUCCGCAAAUCCACAAAAACACAAACUUCCACUCAAUCGUUAGGUAAUAAACCACACCAGAUAAAACAUAAAAGUGUGAGUGCAGCACUUAUGGCAUGAACACUUAUCCCGCCUCAUAUAUUCAAGGGAUUAUCACCAUGUACAUAUAGAGUAAAGAUAAAAAGAAAUACAAAUAGUGCAAUAUUGUUUAAACCAUAAAAAUAUACAUAUAUUAGGUGAGUGUAUGUAAAACUCACAUUUACCAGAGCCUUUUAGCAAUAUAGGCUCUAAACAGAAACACUUCUGGGCCUUAAUAGGUAGUAGCCUAUCCACUCACCAAAUCUGAGAGGAUCAGUAGAGCUUUUGAGCCCUGACUCAAUCAGGAGCAAUUUGUUUGGCAAAAAAGUGCCGUUUUGAGGAACUCAACUCAUCGCGGGUUGACUGUUUUUUAAUUUUUACAUUUAAAUAGACUGUGCAUGGUAAUAUAUUAAUGACUUAAAAAGAGGAAUAGUUGACUUAUUUUACACGAACACUUUUUUUUGUCGGUAGUAGUACUAAAUUCAGCUACCUCCCUAUAUAAAAUGUGUUUACAUACAGUCAUGGGAAAAAGAAAGUACACCCUCUUUAAAUUCUGUGGUUUUACAUUUCAGGACAUAAUAACAAUCAUCUGUUCCUUAGCAGGUCAUAAAAUUAGGUAAAUAUAACCUUCACAGUAACAAUAGGACAUGACAUAUUACACCGUGUACUUUAUUUUUUCCAUGUAGACCAUUUUGGUUAUUUAAAAAGUGUCUAAGAAGUUCUUCUGUCAAAAAAACACCUUGCAAAAUAAAACAAUAUUAGGGGCUUCUCUGUUUAUUAAUAUAAAUAACGGUACACAAAAUCCCAAAAGUUCAUGUAAAAACUCCCAAAUGUCCUACCUAGAACCACCACUUGUAGUUUAAGGAUGUAAGAGACCCUUACUUGCAGCAUUGUGAUUCUGUUGGAAUUCCACCAGUGAAGCUAAGAACACAAAAAAACAAAUGUCUUCAAAAGGGUGGACACACAAAAUAAUUGUGUUUGUUGUGGAAAAAUAGUUUGAAACACGAGAAAAAGUUUGGCAAACUAGGAGAGCCCACAACCAUACUAAGACACCAGCCACCUAGACAGUAUCUUCUGACUGUUGUACAAUGUACAAAUCGGCAAUCCUAAGCUACCACCACUAUAGAGAUAAAUAAAACCAUGUAUUUUCUAUCUUUAUCCCAGGGACAGCGAGGUAUACCGUCUGUACAAUCUGGAUGUGUUUGGCUACAGUGUCUGUAAUAAAAUGGGGAUAUACGGAUCAGUGCCACUGCUCUUGGCACACAAACCUUCACACACCUGCGGGAUUUUUUGGCUCAACUCCUCGGAAACGAUGGUGGAAACACACUAUAAAGCGUCUCUGCAGGUAGAACAUGCCAGAUAUUACCUAAAAAAAUUAGACUUCAUCAUCAUUUCCAUGGGAUGCUGAUGCACAAAGGGAUAGACCUGUUAGUAUCAAAGAGUCAAUUCACCACCAAUUUAACAUUCAUGUUCUUUAUGUGCAUUACAGAACCUACUAUUUGACCAGUAUUAGAAAAAUGUAUGUUUCAUAACUGAUGGCAAACAAUUGUAUUAAUCUGGAACUAGACAAGCAUCAAAUUAAAAUAGAAAUACACCAACCCAGUUUAGACGUUUAUAGCCCUUAUGAUACCGAUACAUGGUAUGAGAAAUGGGUUAUUCCAAGCAUCACUUCAGUGAUAUGAAUCGGUCAUGGUGUCUGGGGACUGUACAGGGUUGAACCCCUCUGCUGCCAGAGAUGUAAGUCUAUCUCCAGCAGCGCCACGGAGGCGUCAUCAGCCAGUUAAUCUAAAUUCUGUGCAUAUUUCUAUGCACAAGAUUGCAUUCAUUUUCUGAGUAGUCAGCUGAUGCUCUCAGUCAAUGAAUGGAGUGGACAUCUGGUUUUUGCAGAUCUUCAGAAGCUGGAUACGUGUCACCAGGGUAGGUAAGACCCACAACACCCGGUGUCGACCCAGGUAAAAAGGCAAAAUGAUUAGUCCCUUUGCCGUGAUACAGGGCCAGGGUACUCUUUACAUCAUAACCCCUAGUGGGCUGUAGUAGUUAUGAUGCUUGCAGGAACCCUUUAACUCACUUUCUAUAAAGCAUGAUCACACAUUAGUGUGAAAUUAUUAUUUUUUAAUAACUUAUUGCUUUCCCUUUUACAUUUGAAUGAUUUCUAUGAUUCUUGCCCAGACUGAAUUGUCCCAAGCUGCUCCAGUUACACGGAAGAAGAAAGCUGUGCCCAUGGUGGAUGUUAGAUGGAUGUCGGAGAGCGGAAUAGUGGACGUGUUCUUGUUAUUAGGUCCUGCUCCUCAGGAUGUGUUUAAUCAGUAUGCACAGCUCACAGGUAAUAGUCAUGCUGUUUGUUUUCUUUAAUUCAUAGUUUAUUGGAGGGUGAGAAAAAAACAUGUAGGUAGCUUGUUCAACCAUAUACUUAUAAAAGUCAUUAGAGUAAGAGCGCGUGUUCAAUCACACCAGAGUCAUUAAUAAUCUGUUAGUUUUAUGGAAGGGAACAAAUGAGGACAGGAACAUUAAUUAUGAGAACACAAGUUUCUAUGCUGCUGCUUUUAAAGCCUGCUGUAUUUUUACUUAAUACUGAAUUUCCAAUCUUCUAACACGGUCAGGGUUAGUCACUAAGCUCAUAAUUUUCACAAAUUAAAUCCAAACAGGAAAACUGAUGACUAUGGUUGAGUUAGAGAUUUUAUUUUCCAAAUCAGCUUUUUUUGCCUCACUUUUGCCAUUCAUAUUUAAUUUGCACAAUUUGGGAGUUUAGUGAAUAAUCCUGUGUGCAUGACGUGAUAUCAAAAACCAAAGAUCAGAUGUGAUUACAGGUUUUUUUUAAUCCAGUAAAUUUAUCUGGAAGAUUUAGAGGACUGAUUAAUACCUCUUUGAAGGACAGAUUGCAGGAAUAAUUGUGAUUGUGAGAGACAUUGCUGGACACAGCCGGCUACCUCUUUCACUCCAUCUUGGCUGAGAUCCUGUUGGCUGUGUACUUUGGACCUUUAUAAGAAAAUCGAGCACUCUGUAAAGGCGGUAAUUGCCUGUGGUCCUUCUCCUUCCCACCAAACCUGAAACCUAGUUUAUAGAAUGUACUCUUAGGAACAAGAGAUCCUUCCACUUUGUGGUUUUCCAGAUCUAUGUGUAUACAGCUGCUGCCAUUCUAAUUCAGCCAUCUACAAAUCAGGAGAGGAGCUGAAGAAACAGAAAGAGUUCAGUUACUUCUCCCCAGCUUCUCUGCCAGGAUAUCAUCAGAAGAGAAGCAAAUUGUAGCUGCAGCCCAGGGUGUUCCUACCGGUACUCUUGUUCCAAUUAGGCUAACAAAAUAUCUCAGUAUGUGCGCCAUUUCAUUCUGAAAUGCUGCACACACAGGGUCCUUGCACCAUGACAACUUCAAAACACAGACGUGGUCAUGGUGCUUGGAGUAAUCAUUUCAGAUGGCUUAUCUGUCAUGUAUUUGUGUGCAAUGUCAGGGACCCAGGCUUUUCCUCCUCGCUUUUCCCUGGGCUAUCACCAGUGCCGCUGGAACUAUGAGGAUGAAGCAGACGUGGAAGCAGUGGAUUCAGGUUUUGAUGAACACCACAUCCCCUACGAUGUCAUCUGGUUAGACAUUGAACACACUGAUGGGAAGAGAUACUUCACGUGGGAUCCAGUUAAGUUCUCAGAUCCACUUCAGAUGCAGAAGAAACUACAAGAAAAGAAACGCAAGGUAUGGUAGACUUGAAGCGUAAGGUUCUGUAGAACACACAGUAACACAGCAUUGUAAUCUCAUAGAGAUCUGCAGUGGUAAAUACUGCAGCCAUUACCAUACAGAAUAUAUUGUUUUACUUCUGUUUACAUUCACUUCAAGUAUUUUCUUUCUAUUUCAGUUAGUCGUCAUUUCCGACCCUCACAUUAAAGUUGAUCCGAAUUAUUCACUGUAUGCAGAAGCCAAGGAAAAAGGUUUCUUUGUGAAGGACAGAAAUGGGGAAGACUUUGUUGGAACCUGCUGGCCAGGUUAGAAUUCUUUUACAUCCACAAACUCUGUUAUAUUAAAUUACUUUGUUUAGCAGGGACAAUAAAGAGUGUGCAUAAGACGUUAGCGUCAGUUUUGUGUGAGCUAUUGGGAAUUAUACACUAAGCCACGAUAUUAGAAUAAUUGGCAAAGGAAUUGAAAAUAUUAGACCAAAAUAUCCAAGCUGAAUUAACUCCAGCUCGGUUCUUUUGGUCUAAAUCUCUCUGCCGUUGGUCCUGACCUCUCUCAUUCAUCCUUCCAGCAAGUCUGCCUCUGAAAAACAAACAUUCUCUUACAACAAAAAGGUAUUCAGUAUUCUCUGUGGAAGAGAUAUGAUAUAAGAAAACAAAUAAAAAAGAUAUCUGAAAUCCACAUGGUAAAAAAAAACCAUAAAACAAGUAUUAUGUUCUGCUUCUUAAAAAUGGCAGUUUAAAACUAGUUAAAAAAGCUAAUAAAACAUAAACUAUUCUGCUAUUUAGUAUAGUUAAAGGGACACUUUAAUUCCAAAAUGAAAAAUAAAAACACUAUUUAGUAGAUAUAUCCCCAAUGAAAACGUAUGUAUUUAAUAAUGCAUUUUUUUUUAUUGGCGGUAGAUCUAAACACAGCUUUAAAAAGCUCAACAUGAAGUCUGUGCAAGGACACACUCUUCAUCAAGCUAAAGUGCUUUAGGCCCCUGGAGUGUUCUUUUAACACAGUUUAUAACAGGAUGUUCUAGUGAUUGACAACAGAGAUUCAGUUAGAAGAUUUUUCUUAACUCCUUCAAGAUCACAUGGACUCUGCAAAGGAAGAUUUAACCCAUUAUUAGGCUUGUUAAUCUAGAGCCUGUUUGGGGAACUGGAAUUAAAGUUGGGUUAUGUGUUUGUUGUAUGCGAAUCAGCAUCACUGUUAAUAAUAAAGUGUAUUAUUACAAAUGGGAAAAAAUGGGAUGUAAAGCAGCAGUCACAAGUCACAGCAUUGUUCCCUUUUAACCUAAAUUAUUUUUUUUUAAAUAUAUUUAUCGCUAAAUUUUGGUUCCCUUAUAAAUAAGGACAAUUAUAGUGUUGCCAUGUUGUUCAUUGUAAUUUAUAAUUCUUAAAAGCAGUGCAUUUUGAUAUAUAGUCACUUAUAACACCGUACAUUGUGAUAUAUAAUCAUUUAUUUCACUUAAAAGCAGUGUAUAAUGCAGGGCCAAUGUUCAGCAUCUCCAUGAUCUGCAUAGAGAUGUUAAAUGCUCCUCAUAGAGAUGUACUGGUUUAAUGUAUCUCUAUGAGGAAAUGCUGAUAGUUGCAGUGUUGUGAUUUGCUGCACAUGCACAUAGCCUCCCAAUGCUUUCCUGUGAGAUUGAUGAUCUCAGCCAGCAGAGGUGGGGUGGGCGCAUGAAGGGGCCUGAGAAUAUAAUUAGUUAGUAGAACACAUGUUUGUAUUCCUAAUGUUAAAGUGUUCAUUUAACAAGCUAACACAGAAGACCUAAUGCAAUCUGCUAAAAUAAGGUUGGCUUAAUAAAAAAACAAAAAAUAAGUCCCAUCAAUAAAAGUGGCAGUACAUAUCCUCUUUUUAAAAUAUAUCAAUAAAAAUAUGGAAACUGUUUAUAUGAUGGUGCCCUCAAGAAUUACACCAAAUAUUAUAUUAAUUUCAUAUAGCACACACUCAUCAAUCAAUUCCCUAAAUUUAGCAUUUUUCUUUUCUGACAUACCACAUCAUUGUUCGGGAUAUAAUACCCCAUAGCUUCUACAGCACCACAAACACUUUAUAACACUGUGUAUCUAACAAUAGUAGUGAACAAAUAACAUAGAGCACACUAAAGUGGCAAAAAACCAACACCACAUAUUAUAAACACCCUACAAAAAGAAAAAAACAUUUAUAUGUUGCUUUUGACGGAUAUAAAGUCGAUUUCUCUAACUGAACAUGACCAAAAAGGCCAUAAAAACCCACAUAUAGUGCAGUGCUAAUUAUUAAAGGGACACUGCAGGCACCCAGACCACUUCUGCCCAUUGGAGUGGUCUGGGUGCCAACUCCCACUACCCUUAACCCUGCAAGUGUAAUUAUUGCAGUUUUCAUAAACCUCUCCUCUAGUGGCACUUCUGUGUUUAUAGCACAUGAAAAGUGUGCUAUACCGUUGCUGGAUGUCCUCACGCUAUGUGAGGACCUCCAGCGUCGCUGAAAUCCCUAUAGGAAAGCAUUGAAACAUUCUUCAAUGCUUUCCUAUGGAGAGGUCUAGUGCGUGUGCGCAGCAUUGCUGCGCAUGUGCAUUAGGUCUUCCCCGCCGACGGCCGCGCAUGCUCAAUAGGUCGGGGGAGAAGCGUGGGCGGAUCCUGACCCAGCGCCCAGGGACAUCGGUGCUCAAUACAGGUAAGUCACUGAAGGGGUUUUAACCCCUUCAGCAACUUGGGAUGGGGUGUGGGAGGAGAGGGGACCGGUUGGUUUUCCUGGCAUUGGAGAGUCCCUUUAAGAAUGCUCAGUAAUUAACAAGUUUGUAAGACGCAAAUAAACAGUCUGUUGUAUUUUGCCCCUCAAGUCUGUGGUUGUGGUUCCUCUUUUAUUUGCUGAAGUGAGAUUCUCUGUCUGCUCUGUCUCUGUUCUAACAUUACGAACUUGAAAGGAGAAAUUUGUCCAAGAAAACCAUUGAAGUCCAUCAGAACCAAUGCUGCCAGGACAAACAUGGCAUUGUUUUCACCUUCGGAUUGACGUUGACCAUAACACCAGCAAAGGUUGAAAGGUUACCGGGCUUGCCAGUUUUACGGAUGGUAGAAUUAAGGAAUAUUGUUAUCAAGGAGAGGCAGAGUUCUGUUCAUUUCUUCUCAGCGGCGUUAACAGAUUUUACAGCUCUGCACUAAUAUAUAUGAUUUUUUAAAUUUUAUUUAUCUAUUUUUUAGGUUCUUCUAGUUAUCUGGACUUCACAAAACCUGCUGUACGAGACUGGUACUCUUCUCAAUUUGCACUAGAUGCCUAUAAAGUAAGUUUUAGGUUUUGAUAUAGUAUUUUUUUUUGCUCAAAUACUGAUUAAAUAAAAAAUAAAAUAAAUUAGAAAUCAGCGAAGAAAGUCUCUGGUAAACAGUUAGUAUGAGUGUAUCAAGUGUGCAGGUGCUCAUCAAGUUCUACCAACAAUUUUCUACAGCACAUGGGUCCAUUAUUUAAACCCAUUUAGCACCCUGCCUAUGUUGACAGCAUGAAUCCCGUAAGAUAAGGUUGCUGAUAAAAGGAAAACUAGCUGAGCUAAGUAGUGUCUAUCUAUAAAAAAAAACAUUAUACAAUUGGAACAGUGGAAUAUAAGUUUAAAUCUUUGAUUUAAUUAUCCCAUAUACUUUUUGGACCACACCUAUAUAUGCUUUUUUUUGUUUAUAGCGACUCCGAUUCAUUAGGGAGCCUAUAGUGCGAGGAAAACAAAGUUGUUUUUCUGGAAAUAUAGCUCCCUAUAGUCCCCUCCCCAUCCCCCUGUAUUGCAGAAGGAGUUAAAUACCCCUUUAUCGAGCGCCGAUGUCCCACUUGAGGUUGAGUUAACCCUGGCAGGUAAUUAUUUCAUUAAAACUGCAACAAUUACCACUGCAGAGUUAAGGGACUUGGGACAGUGCUCCCAGACCCAUUCAAUGAGCUGAAGUGGCUUGGGUGCCUAUAGUGUCCCUUUAGUAUUCCACUAGGUGGAGCUGGACACUAGUAGAUUGUAUUCUAAGUUGUUCACUGAUGUGAGGAAGUACAAAAAAAUAAUUUUAUUUUUCAUUUCCUAAAAUUAAAUGUGAGAAAAAGGUUUUUUUUUUUCUUUUUUAAAUCUCAGAUACACCAUUCAGUUAGUUAUGUUCAUGUCACCGAGCAACAGAAAAUAUAUCUGUAUUUUCUAACUUGCUCACUUUUACAAUUUAAAGGGGCACUCCAGCCCCCAUAAAGCACUUUAGCUUGCUGAAAAGAUUGAUGUGCGAAGAGUGUGUCCUCUUUAUUUCAUUUUGGAAAAAGUGCUGAUUUCAACAGAAAUUUCGGAAAUGUCUCAAGCAAUAUUCUCUUAUCUAUGUAUUAUUUGCACAUUAUUCAUUGCCCAUACUGUUGUAUGCUUAUUAUUUGUAAACCUGGAACAAUAUUUCAACAGCCUUAAUAGGUGUCCGCAUUGCCUAGUAGGGCAAAUAAUAAAUAUACAAUUGUUUAUUUACUAAAAUAGGAAUUGUGUCGUGUUACACAUUUUAGCCAAAAUAGCCAAGCUGGAAAAAUAGCUGAAUUAGAGAAAUUUUAAAUGCAGUUCUGGCCCAAUAUAUUCCCACUGUGUAAAUAACACCUUCAUAAAAUAAACGUACACUCGAUUACUCGCUAACGUGAUUGUUCAGAAGCAAGUUCUCAAAGUUGAGUCGUAACCAUGGAAACCAGUAAAAUAUUCCUCCACUUUUAGAAUUUUGACCCAGAAUUUCUGUUUAUACAUAACCCGUUGUGUACAGUGCACCAUUCCAUGUCAACAAGUCAACCCUACACAAAGUUACAAGUCCUCUCCUACUAUUGGAAAAUGCUUUAGAAUGCUUGCAAAUGCUGAAGAAUUAGGAAGAUUUCAUGUUUGUUCUCAAGCUGAAACCUAACAUGGACAUUAGGCUGCAUUUCAUUUAAUUCUAUGGCUAUACCUCCUUUAUCCCAGGGUUCUACUGAUGCUCUUUUUGUUUGGAAUGAUAUGAAUGAGCCCUCUGUCUUUGAGUCUCCAGAGAUGACCAUGCCAAAGUAUGUAGUGCAUCACCAGAGCUGGGAGCACCGGGAUGUCCAUAAUCUCUAUGGCUUCUAUCAGGUAAGACUGACUAGUUUAGAAAAUAAACUGUGUACGUUGUGGGGAUAUUUAUGGGAUAAUAAUAGUAACAGUUGAGAAUUGCCCACUAAUUCAAUUCUCAGAUCCCAAAGAACGUUUAUCGUAAGUGAAUGUAUUUCAUAUAAUAAUAUCACAAUGUAUAAAAAUAGGUUUUUAUUUAUAAUGACAAAUUAAUUAAUAAUAAUAAUAAUAAUAUGUAACAUGCGUGACAAUAAUCAAUGAAUAUCCAGUAUAAAAUGAUAUGCAAUACAAAGGAAUGGGUAUUACGUUUCAAUGGCUAAAACAGCAUUUCCUGUCAAGACUUUAUUUAUGACUAUCUUUAACACAGACUUAAAGUGAAACUUUUCACAGCAAAGAACAGAAUUCCUCAGAGUGCAGCGUAAGGUCGUAAAGUUUGGCAGACAGUUAGAAUAACCCUUUCAAUGCUGGCUAGAUCUCCUAGGUAAUUAAGAUCUAUUCUUAUGUAAUUUUAAAUAAAAUAACAUUUAAACCAGUUCAUUAGUCAUUUCCUGGAACCAUCCAAUAAGAGAAUCUACCAUGAUUAUAUAAGCAGACUUUGUUUUUAAUUUGUCUAAAAGAUAUCUUAUCUUAAUUUAGAGCAAAUCAAUACACCUGGAUAACAACAGCAGUAUGCUACCACGUGAUAAUAUCACAUCAAUAUAUAAUUAUUCUUAAUUCCACCUGCAGAAUGGAAUGUUUAUAACUAUAUAUUCUUUAGUUAACUAAGAUUUCUUAAUAUGGAAAUCUGACCGUGCUUUAUCCAGUCAUAUAUAAUGCUAUUAAUACAUUUUAAUUAAUUUAAUUAAUUAAAUGAAACCAGUAUAAUUACCAGUUGAGUAGAUAUUUCAUCCGAUUGGUAGAUAGUUUUAGGAACCUAUUUGGAUUUCUCUCUGCAUGGAGGUGUGUAGAUAAUAGUGAAAGGUGGUGUUGGUUAGAAAGUCAGUAAAAUUCUAAGUGUUAGAGUUUUCAGAGUAGAGUGUUAGUCUCAGAUGUUGUGAGUUGGAGUCCCCAAACUUCCAAUUCCUCUCUCCUCUUUUUCCUUCUCCUUUGCCUCUCUUGCAUAUCUCUAUCUUCCCUUUGUCUUAACUUUUAAAGGGCCAGACUCUCUGUACGUCAUCAGUUGAUAACCCAAUAGAAGCACUAGAGGUGUGGUUAUCUUCCAGAUCGCAAUUUAGGUAUUUGGUCUGUAGAGGGCAGUCUUGUCCCACUAAACAUACCUAUCCAGGAAAGAGUUAACUUUUCCUGGUGGCUAUUUUGACGUCAUUUUGGCCUAUCUAGAUAGUGGCCAUAACUUACGUAUCCUUCAAAGAUCAAAGGGUUUCUUUAAGUUUUGUCCAGACUGUGUGUCUGGCAAUCUGAGUUUUGACCCGUAACUUACAAUGGGACCUUAUAUGUAUAGACAGUUAAAUUUUAUUAUUUAAUCUUCUCUGUCACAAUUGUCUGGGUUUAGAAUUGAUUAUAUUCUUCUUAUCACUUGUUUAUACUAUGCAUUCCUUUUAGCUCUGACAAAGUGGCUAGUCUUACAUAAAGAAAUCUAGUGUCUUUUUGUUAACUUGAAAAUAACAAAAUGGAGUCUGGUCUGUUCAGAGUGACUCAGAAUAUACACUUUUAAUUUCUAUCAUAGCACAAAAUGUCUGCCGAUAUAAAUACCCUGACAACGUGGCUGUGAACAAAUUGGCUAAAAGGUGCAUUAAACUUGGUUUGCAACCUGAAUUCUUUAUAAAUUAUUAUUGUAACACAUUAUUUAGAGCAUAUUAUUAUUUUCAAUUAAUCAAAAUUGUGUAAAUUGAGCCAUAAUUCCCUUUUGAAUUUAAUUUUGUUUUCCAUCAUGGAGAUAGCCAUUUUAGAAUUGGAUUUAAAUAUUUAAAACCUCAAAUACAAUUACAGCAAAAUAAAAUGCAAUAGAAAACCUCUAUGGCCAGCAGCCACUCAGAAGAAAGAUUUCUUCAGUUGAGCUGAUUAUCUCCGAAUUCCACUGUGCAUGGAAGAGAAGUGCAUUUAAAAAAAAAAAAAACUUUUAUUUGUUUGAUUUAAAAAAAAAAAAGAAAGCUUAAACAUAUUUUAAUAAUCCACACAAUGUAUAGGCAAUGACUCUAUGAUGGAUCAAUUUACAAAAAAAAAAUGUAAAAAACUAAAAAGUCAAAUUUAAACUUUGUGCUUGUACUAUGUAAGAAGUGUUUAAUUCGUUCAAAGAAUUUUAAGAUACCUCUGAACAAAGCAUCUUUCAGAUCUCUUUCUUAUAAGCAAAAGCAUGCAUAUCAGAAUAUCCAUGGCUAGGUGCAUGCCACGUGUCACAGGUUGAGCAUUCCAUACCCUAUGCUCUUCUUUGUAAUUGUUUGGCACACUGAACACCGGAAUUGCAUUGACUCGCAAGGUACAGUAAUGAGUGAUCAAUAUUCACUCUUAUAAUGUGUGCUACACACAUAAGCUAAGCCACAGCGAAAUAUAGCAGAGCAAUAUAAAUAACUGUAUGAUUAGCCAUUGUGCAAAAUCACCCCCAGGACAGAACAUCGAGGAAGAAGAAUAGGCAACAUGACCAGAGCGUUCAAUUCAUUCUCAGUCUCAUCACUGAAUUAAAGGAUUUUAAUAGGUCAGACUGAUAUUUGAUCUAAGUACAUCACCCCUACAUUUUGUAUAGCAAAGUCUUUAACUUAUAUGUAUAGAUAUACCAUGUAUUUGAGAUGUGGAAUGAUCUAUCGGGUGGAUUUUAAUUUUUGUUAAUGCAACCUGUUGAUUUAUCUGCAUUGUAUGUUAUUUUAAUGUCAUGUAACAUACAGUGCUAAUGUAUUUAUGCUCAGUUUUUUUUUACCUCUGGUAUCAAUUGCCAAUACAAUAAACAUUUAUUGAACACAAAUAUGGGUAUACAAGACAACAAUAAAUUAAAAAUAAAAUAAAUAAACUAAUUUGCAUAUGUAACUCACCUUAAAGCUCUUGUUAAAUAGCAAAUGUCCACUUCAGAGGGCUUGAUUCGGCGGUCUGGAGGUCAGGAACGACCCUUUGUACUGACAAGAUCUUUUUUUGCGGGUUCACAGAGAUAUGGUGAGUUUGACCAUUUUCACAUAAUAUGCGGAAAUAGCUCAUCACAUGGUGGCACCAGUACUGCAAAAGGUGGCAUAAAUGUGAAGAAUAAUUGGACUGUUCUAGAUUUUAUAUAACUGUGUGGGUUAAAGGGACACUCCAGACACCCAGACCACUUCUGCCCAUUGGAGUGGUCUGAGUGCCAAAUCCCACUAUCCUUAACCCUGCAAGUGUAAUUAUUGCAGUUUUCACUUCCGUGUUUAUAGCACAUGAAAAGUGUGCUAUAGCGUCGCUGGACAUCCUCACGCUAUGUGAGGACCUCCAGCGUCACUGAAAUCCCCAUAAGAAAGCAUUGAAAGCAUUUCUCAAUGCUUUCCUAUGGGGAGGUUUAAUGCCACGCAUGCUCAAUAGGUCUCCCCCGCCGGAUGGCGUUGGUGGGGGAGGAGUGUGGGCGGACCCUAAACCAGCGCCGAGGGACAUCGGCGCUGGAUACAGGUAAGUCACUGAAGGGGUUUUAACCCCUUCAGCAACUUGGGAUGGGGGGUGGGAGGGAGAGGGGACCUGCAGUGCCAGGAAAACGGUUUGUUUUCCUGGGACUGGAGAGUCUCUUUAAAUGGAAUCUGAGACUUAACAUGUGGAAAUAAAGAAAGUGAUUUUGAAUGACUGGGUGGGAGAAGCAAGGAGACAGAGAAGGAAGGGGGUUUGGGAUGUGAGAGCGUCAGUCACUAAUGGGACAGGUUUUAGCAAGAUUAGAGAGAUGGUCAUUUUCAUGACCAGGGUCUCACACCGUAUCAGAGUGUGUAUCAGAGUUUUGGAGCUGAUCAAUGAGUUUUUGUUAUGCUGUAUAUGUAUCAAAUCUUUUAUAGAAGUGCAAGAGAUUCUAGCAGUGCUUAGCAAUAUGUGAGCUGCAGUGCAGAUUCUGUGAUAUAGUUUCAUAGAGGGCCUGGGGGUGUGAUGACAUAACCUUUCUCUUUCACAGAUUUAUUGAAAAAUCAGUAAAUAAAUGUUUCUUACUGAAUCAUGUCCUCUGUGUUCUUUGAUCAGACUCUGUCUAAAUACAGAAUUCUUCAGCUGAAUAUGAUUCACAUAUUGAAAUGUUUGCAAGAGUAAAAGAAAAGAAAUGUUAAUUUUAGGGGUGGAGAUGAAAUGUCGCACCUGUUUGUUUUGUUUUUCCUUCCUUUUUAUUGUUUCAUGUAUCUGCCUUAUGUCUGUGUUUAGAAAACAUAUGUCUUCUGUGUUUAUAUAGUUAUUAUUUUUUUUCUUAAUUGUUUAUGGAAAGAAAUCCUAAAACAGGAUUUAACAUAUUUCAGGUGCGGUUUGGACUGGAGACAACAAGGCAGAAUGGCAAUAUCUUAAAAUCUCGAUUCCUAUGCUUCUCUCCCUUAGUGUGGCCGGUAUUUCCUUCUGUGGAGGUAAAAGACACACAUGUACCUCUUGAUUAUAUGUAGACUGUACAAACAAAGGAUUAUGAGUAAAGACUUCACAUUCGCACACAUGAAGCAACCGAGCCAGUAAAAUCACUGUACGCUAUGUCAAACAGUGCAGGCUCAAUGAAAAUGUCACAGUUAUGAGAGAUAAGUGGGAGACUGUGAUCUAAUACAUGUUAGGUCUCACAACCCAAUUCAGGUAAACUUAAUUAGUAUAUUUUGUAAUGUACAUAUGUAUAUGAGUGCAUAUGUAAAUGUGUUCCAUCGGUGUACAUAAAUUUACUUUUUGUUGUUGUUAAUAUAAAAUAUAGGAUUCAAAACCAAAUAUUUCCACACCUCUCCCCAAAAGUCUAUAUAAAAAAAAAAGAUGCCUUGAAAUAUUCAAUAGGGGGGAAACACAUACUUCGAAAUGUCCUGUUUAUGAAACAGACCCUCAGCAUUGGCUAUUUCAGCAGAGACCAGGAAAUUACCUCUAAGCCUAUCCAGGUCAUCCCAUUGUUAGAAAUGCUGAACCAAUGCGAUAUGGGACAUAUAUUAAACACAACUUGUAGUUUAGGGGAAUUGUCGUGCACUUCUCAGCGUAUUGUUAAAAGCUCUACUCUGCUUAUAGAACCUGGAUGAUAGUAAGUUUUGAAUAAGUAAACAAAAGAAUGUGAAUGAAGCUAGUUUUCCAAGUUUAACAGAAGCAUUUGGGCAGCUUGUAUUAAUUUGGACAAAUUUAUUCAUUAGGGUUUUCACACUACGUAUUAGUCUCUCUUCCAUGUAGGUUGCAAUGCUGCUGCCCAUCCCAUGUGUUCCCUUUUUAGGGUUAAUAAGCAUGUAGGGAUGUGUAUAAAAAAUAUCCCUUUUUGUCUCAUUAGAGAUAUUUUUGCCAGAAGCUCAAGGAAGCAAGGCGAAUGAUUAGAGUUAGAACCCACCUAAGAGGUCUGCCUUGACGUGGCAGGUGGGCAUACCCUUUCAUGGCCAUUGGAGGUAACUAAAAACCUCCAUUUGUUUAAAAAUACAUAGGGAUGUGGAAAGAGCACAGGUAACUUUUUAUCUUUGGUUUUUACUAUAUGUAUUUUGGCUGAUGUGUACUAUAGUCAAUGCUGCUGCCCAGGAGUAAUGGGAGUUUGAGCGCAGGACUAGUUUCUUUGUAUUUGCUUCCAUGUACAUGUAGAGUUGCUGUACAGCUCUGUCGAUGUAGGCUUUUAAAGCGCUGUACAUAUAAUGCAAUUCUCAGACAGUUCUUGCUCUGUCUGGCGUGCAUUCCAUGGAUUAACAAGCAACAUACAAAUGAUUCCUUAUACUUCUUGCUAUUUUCACAGCUGAUGUUGGCGGCUUUGUUGGUGACCCAGAACCUGAGCUCCUUGUCCGAUGGUAUCAGGCUGGCUCCUUCCAACCAUUUUUUCGUGCUCAUGCUAUUCGUGACAGCAAGCGCCGUGAGCCCUGGCUAUUUGGUGAAGGCAAUACUUUGUUGAUAAAGAAGGCAAUAGAGGAGCGAUACACUUUGCUUCCAUACUUGUACCUACUUUUUUACCGGGCACACGUGUCUGCUGAACUGGUGAUGAGGUGAGCUUUCCUACCAGUACCUUUAGUUAAAGCAAUGUCUUCUAUAACUGCCCACCAGUAAAAUAACUUGUUUCUUUGCAUUACUCACAGACCCUUCUGGGUAGAAUUUCCCAAGAAUCCCGAAACAUUUGGAGUGGAGAGCCAGUACAUGUUAGGUAAGAUUUGAAGGAAAAAAAUUACAACAAUGUAAUGGAUUUAAGACCAUAAAGUUCCUGCCAAUAACUUCAGAGAGAGGAGAAUGUCUGUUUCCUGUGGGUGUAGCUUUGUCUUGCUUGUGAAGUAAUCUAAAGUCCUUGUUGAGAAAUUGAUGAUGUGUCUUGUGUCAAAUGUAGUCUCUGUAAUUUGAAAGGAAGAAUAGAGUUGAUUGGAGCAAGACAGUUGUACAUAGGACUAGACAAGAAUUCAAUUUUUGCAACUUUCAAUUCUAUGAUGUAAAAUCCAUUUUAUUAAACAAAAAGCAAAUGACAAACUUAAUCGAAUACAAAGCAUGUCUCUCGCAGGUAGUGCUCUGAUGGUUGCCCCAGUUUUGGUUCCUGGAGUUUCUUUUCUAGAUGUGCUGUUUCCUGGCCCUGGAGAGGUAUGAUGUGGAUAUCCUAUCAGAUGCUUACUAAAGAUUCUCUAGUAGCAGGGUGUACUAAAUUGGAGAUCUUCCACUCUAGCUGGACAAAUUGUUUUAUUUCAAGGUAUAACACGGAAAACAUGAGCUUCUGUGCAAAGUCAAGAAAUCACAAAUGGGUACUUGUCCAGGUUAUUCACCAAUUUAUGGAAUUCAAAGUGAAUUUCAACUUUUAAUAGCCACAACUAAAAACAUAGCAAACUUGGAGAUUUUUUUUUUCCAGCUAUUUUGGUGUAAAAUUUGAUUUUACACCAAAUUCCCAACAAUGCCAACUCUAUAAUAAAUGCACUCAUGCACAAACAUACACACAGUUUACUAUGUUUGCGUUUUGUAUAAAUUGACCAUGUCGACAGCACCAUCACUAUUAAGAAAUGCAUUUUAAGGGUUGUAACAUCAGGAACUGUGCAAAACUUUUUUUGUUUUUUUUUCCAUUACCCGUUUUAUGAGGAAAAAAAAGUGGAUUUAGCUUUAAUUUUAUUUAUUUAGAUUUAAAAAUAAAAUCAUGUAAUUUUGCAAUGCAAUGAUAUGGUUACGGUGCCCUAAGUUCAGUGGCACUUUCUUACCUUUAAAUGCUGAUCCGUUUUGUAACGGUUUAAGACUUAAGUGGAGUUCUCGUCUCAUAGUCUUUGUAAAUGCAGAAGCUCUCAGCAGCUCAUAGCGAGUAGUGCUUUAGAAAAUACAUACUUUUCUGAAGCACAAUAUCUGAACUCCAAGCAACAUAAUCAAUUCAUAGUUACAUAGUAGUGAAGGUUGAAAAAAGACUAAAGUCAAUGAAGUUCAGUUUGGUCACAUGAAAUGCUUUUGGUGCCCAGAGUGGUCCUUUAAUUUAUCCUAAGCUAAUGUGCUAGAUAUGCAUUCCUAAUACAUAUAAAUGUAUAUUUAUUUAUUUAAAGGAUCACUAUAAGUUCAGGAACACAAACAUGUAUUCCUGACCCUAUAGUGUUAAACCCACCAUCUAGACCCCCUGGGCUCCUCAUGCUUCCAUAAAUAUAGCAAAAUCUUACUGUAUUCAAGCCUGAAGCUGUAGAUCUGCAUGCUGUUUGCCUCAGAAAAACAAGCUGUCUGCUGACAUCAUCAGAAGUGGUGGCCUGAUCCAAUCACAGUGCUUCCCCAUAGGAUUGGCUGAGACUGACAAGGAGGCAGAUCAGGGGAAGAGCCAGCAUGAUUUAAACACAGCCCUGGCCAAUCAGCAUCUCCUCAUAGAGAUGAAUUGAAUCAAUCAAUCUCUAUGAGGAAAGUUCAGUGUCUGCAUGCAGAGGGAGGAGAUAAUGAAUGUUUGGAUGCAUUUUAGGCAGCCAUGACCAAGGAAGGAUCAAUAACAGCUAUCUGAGGAGUGGCCACUGAAGUUAUCCUUAGGCUUUAAUGUAAACACUGCAUUUUCUCUAAAAAGACAGUGUUUACAGCAAAAAGCCUGAAGGUAAUGAUUCUACUCACCAGAACAAAUUCAAUAAGCUGUAGUUGUUCUGGUGACUAGUGUCCCUUUAAAUGAACUCUGUAAUGAAGAGAUUAAAAAGGAUAUAUGGUACCCGGACAACUUCUCUGAUCCACUCUUUUAUGCUCUAAUUUUUGUCAUUCUACAGCUCUGGUAUAACUUCAGAAAUUACAAGUGCAUCAAGGGGCAGCGUAAACAGAAAGUGGGUGUAACUCUGGAUGAGGUGAGUGAGGCUCACACAUUUUUACUUUUAAUUGCUUUAGAAUGUUUUAUUAUUAUACAUUAGUAUUUUAAAUCAAAUUAUUAUCUAUUGUGAUGAGGUAAACAGCACAAGUUAUUAAGUUUACAUAUGAAGUAUGAUGUAUGCACCCUUACAUUUCGACUAGUUUUAUUGUGGUUGUUCCUAUAAUGCUGGGGUGCCCAAACGGUAGAUCCCUAGAUGUAGUAGAACUACAACUUCCAUGAAGCUUUGCAUGACUUUAGAAUGCCAUGGCAUCAUGGAAGUUGUAGUUUUAAAACAAACACUAGUGUUCUUCUACCUUUUAGGCAUUCCUGCUAUAAAGCCAUUUCCUUGAUUUGCAGAUCCCAGUUUAUCAACGAGGUGGCUCCAUUAUUCCCAUGCACACAGCUGUAGGCAAGUCAACAGGCUGGAUGGAGGAAACACCAUAUAAGCUGUAUGUUGCUUUGAACUCAAAGGUACAUUUUACCCUUUUUCUAAUAUGAUCAAUGUCCUAAUCAUCAGGGCUUUUUUGUUCAUAAUUGCGCCUAGUUACAGUACUUUUAAAAUUCAUCAUUUACAUAAAAUUUCAUUUUUAUUGAAACUUGUCCCAGGAAGUGACCUGUGGCGAAAAAACGGUUGUUAGCAUAUUUCCAAGAAGGUUCAAAAGACACUUGUUUUGAUCUGUUUUGCAUUGUAGUGUAAUAUAUCUAUAACAAGUCUGUUUGUUUGUGUUAUUAAAACAUCAUAUUGUAUUUGUUGCUUUUUGUGUAUGCCUAUUAUAUAAAUAAAUUAAUCACAAAAGACAAAGGGACACUAUAGUCAACUACAGCUUAUUGUAUUUGUUUUGGUGGGUGUAAUCAUUACCUGCAGGAUUUUUGCAGUAAGCACUGUAUUUUCAGAGAAAAGGCAGUGUUUACAUUACAACCUUGGGACACCUCCAUUGGCCACUCCUCAAAUGGCUACUAGAGGUGCUUCCUGGGGAAGUGCUGCUCUCCACGCUUUUCUAUGGGAAAGAAUUGUGAUUGGCUGGAGGGGGUGGGGGUGAGGCAGAGGGGCAUUAUAGUGUUUUUAACACUUUAGGGUCAGAAAUACAUGUCUGUGUCCAUGACCCUAUAGUGUUUCUUUAACAUGGUAUGUUUCUUCUUUUCAAAGGGUUCAGCUUCAGGAGAGCUCUAUGUAGAUGAUGGACAUUCCUUCAAGUAUCAGCACGAUCGAAUGUUCAUUUACAGGCAUUUUACUUUCCAGAAAAAUGUCCUGUCGUGCAAGUAAGUGCAACAACCUUGAUUAGUUGUUUAACUAGUUUCAGUUCACCUUAUUGUAUGCUGUUAACUUGUAAACGUAUUCACUUAUCAUUGUGUAAACCAUGCUGAAUCCUAUCACUGAAUUAAUUCAUUUUACAGGCAUAUCACCAUAUGUGUCAAAGAUGAAUUCCCCAUAUAAGUAAUGUAACUAUAUACCUAGAGCUGCAGUCUGGCUGCAGUUAAUCACAUCUCCAGCAGAGUACAGACCUGCAGUUUACAAAAAUAGUAGGCCUGAAGAAUGGUUUGUUUAUUCCCAGUUUUACAUGACUUUCUUUUUAAUAAUACUGCAUUUGGGACAUCAAGGAUUAGUUGGUUGAAUCAUUCUAAGGCUCUGCUGCACAUGACAUCUUUAGUAAUACGUAUAGCUCUGUUUUACAAUAUUUUGUUGUAACAAGUGGCCAACACAGUAGGGAACACAGUCAUUAAUUCACACAUACAGGGCAAUGUUGGCUAUUGGUUAUAUAGAGCUUUUCACAAGUAGUGAACAGGGUAACAGAAAGUGUAUUGCACCAUCAGUGCAUGCACCUUCCCAUUUUGUUAAUAGGAAACUCUUUAUUCAGUUUGCCCACUCAUUACCAGUUAAUUUUUAUGGCCAGUUAACUCAUUAAUUGCUUCUGGGUAUUGAAUAAAAUCUGGAGUAGUUUAUUAAAUUUAAUAUUAAAAUAUGGGGGAUGAAGGGCAAAACUCAAGUCCCUUUUGAUUUGUGCAAAGCCAUGUCACCUAGACAUCCCUAAAGUCUUGCCCAUAUCAGCUGGAAACAAGGGAAGUCAGCAUACAUAAAUAUCUUUAGAGUUUACAAAGUGUUCGAUAUUUUAAGUACAUGUAGAACAGUGAUGCACAUUUUAAAAUAUUUAGGAGUAUUCUAGUCACAACAAAAAAAAAAAAACUGUGUCCCAUUUGCCAUGUCCAUCAGGUCUGCCGAAAACACGGGGCAUUUUUCUAGAGAGUGCAUCCUGAAGAAGGUGCUGGUUAUGGGUCUAAAGAAAAUGCCUUCUGAGGUCAACAUCAUCAGUCCAGGUAGGGAAUUCCUAUUUAUAAGGCUUACAAAAAAGCAUUCUGAUCUUGGAGUUUUUUGGGUUUUUUUUUUUUAGUAGAUCUACUGUUUGCCAGUUUAUUUUAGUGUUCUGAAUAUAUAACAAACCUCCAGGAGAACAUAUAUAUGGAAAUUAUAGCACAAAGGCAGCUCACCUGAAAGAUCAAUGGCCUGAAUUCUGUUUUGCUAUCUUAUGGGACAUUGUUGCUAUGAGAGUAAGUAAAUGGGUUAUUGCAAUUAUGUACUUUACCUUUAAUUAUCCUUGGAUGUAAUAAUGCUUGGAAAGCUUGAGCAAGAAACAAUGUGUAAGUGCUUUCGAAUAUGAGUAAGCAUUCUAGUGACUGCUUUGAACGGAAUGAUAAGGACUUCAAAUGUCAGGUAAUAAUUACAGCACAGAGACAUUACAAAGCAUUUUUUUUUUUUUUUGAAACAGUAGAAACAGAAAAAAGCACAUCAAAUAAACAUUUGAACACUUUGGAAGACACGUGGUGCUUUUUUUCUACUUUAUUAAUGGAGGGAGUAAACAAAAUUAAGUAACCUCCUGCACACAUGUAUAAAUCACAGGACACACAAACAAUAGAUGAUGUUAUGUAGGCACAAGUGAUAUGCUCAUACAGCUUGGGGAGGUGGAAGAGGAGGAGUGGGUCAGUGUUGAGCAACAGCACACAUACACAUUUUCGUUUUACUCCAUGAUAUAGAUUUAAUUGCUUUUCCUAAGAUUCCAUUAGUCCAUGUAAAGGCCCGAAUGGAACCAGCAUGUAAAUAUCAAUGCUUCCUGGUUCUUUGCCAAAAGACUUUUCAUCAAGUGAACUAUCUCCCUCCAUCCAUCCUGAAAUGUUAGAGCCAUUUCUUGUGAUUAAGGAACAAGGCAUGCUGAGGAAGCAAGUCAGUAGGUGCUUUUUGUGUUUGGAAUCUGGACCCUUUCUGUAAAAAAAAACAAGGUUAACUUAUCUCUAAACCAGCGGCAAGAGGGUGACUCACAACAACUCUGUUUUCCAAGAGCUCAGCAGUGCCGUCAAUCCUGUUGGGAUUUGGGGACAGGGUGUAUACGUAGUAAUCGCCGUGAUCCUUGAGAGUAGCUUUUCCUUCUGUUUUAUGUUGAGUCAAAAAGCAACCAGGAAGAGCAUUAACCUGUGUUUCUGACUGACAAUUGCUAGGUAAAAUAUACAACCUCAAUGAAAGGGUUCUUUGGUCUUUAAAUUAACAUUUUUAAAAAAAAUGUAAAAGAGGGGACACUGUUAACACAUAGAGCACUUCAGAAAUGUAUGGAACUCCCAUCUAGUGCUGAACUACAUGUUCCACAAUCCUCUAUGUAGGGGGUUGCUGAAUAGGCUCAGCAGAAUCUGUGAAAUCAAUGUGCCAGGAUUGGCUAAGAAGUUUUAUUCACUUCCUGGUUUGAGGAAAGCUCGUCAAAGAAUAUGUAAGUGUAACGGAACUCCCCGUACUCAGAGUACUUUCCGUUGAUGGAUGCUUCCUAGCUUGCCCCGAGGACCACAAGCACUGCACCAGACAUCACAGCUACCGCAGACUCCACAACCGCCGUAGCUUAACUAGAGUCUCGCCGUCUUCCUUCCACCCUGAAUCAGCCUCUGUCAUCCAGGACCGUGUGGUGAAGACCUUUCCUCCAGGAGAGCGUAUCAGGAACAAGUUCUUAAAAGAGCUUAGUGAUUAAAGCUCAGGGGAGUAUACAAGUAUAGCAAUCCCCAGUGUGAAUACAGCAGUUCCCCUCUAAUCACGAGACAAGACUACGUGUUGCGGGUCAAGAAGAUCUCACUCGAAUGAGCAUUUAUUCCUGCUUAUAUACAAGUUUCCCAGCAAGGUUACCACCCACGUGGACCUUGUGGGGCACUGAAACUGUAAACUUUGCAACCAAUCACGUACAGGCACAUAGAUAAUCACACCCACUUAUUACAGUAAGAAUCCUCCCCUCUGCUUGGGAGAUAAUUGAGUUAAUUAACUCAAUUAUCUCCAAGUUAAAACAUAUUUUUAUACAAUUUUUAUAACUUUGCGAGUUAACGUACAAUAUGAAUAAAACUUAUAUGUUUAUAACCAACAUAACUUGGGGAUAAACAUAUCCAAAAUUCACUUGAAUUUGUUAAGUGGUUCAGGAGAUAGGUGGAAGUUCUAUUUUGACCGCACGCACAUUUUCAUGCCCAAAAUAGUUCCAGAGAUUCAGGCUGUGCGGCUGGUCUAUUUCCCAUAGAAAAAUAACUAAGUCCCAUUCGAAUGCACGAACGGGCGCCGUUCGUGCAAAUAGUCCAGAGAAGGUAAGGGUCAGCGGUGUUCGUGCCGUUUUGUAGCCGAUUUCAGUUCCAUAGAUUUGGCUGCACACACCACUGACCGCGUUCAGCUGAAUAAAGACGGCGGCCACCCAGCGGUCGGCAAUUUACCUACAGAAACCUCCCAGCCUGGGAGGUAAAUUAGCCGCACGCUUCCACUUCUGGGUGGUUCGCCUGUGCAGUAAAUGGCUCGGUAAGCCCCAAUUACCUAGCCAUAAGGGAGAAAGCCAUGUAAAAGUUAUUUCCACAGUCUGGGGACUCUGGGGACACAGAUUUAAAGGGGCAUUGUUCCAAUUUUCACCAUGUCCCAAAAAAUGUACUUAAAGGGCUAGCACCAGUCCAUGAAAGUCCAUAAGCCCCAAUAAUGGUUUUUAAAGGGCCAUACACCCCCGGGCAGGAGGCUGGCAAGCAAGCCUCUCCUGGACCAAGUGGCGAAGGGCACUUCGUCACAGUAAGUUCUGAAGAUUUGCAGUAAACACAGAAACCUUGGAACAGAUUGCUUUGUGAUGUCCAGAGUUGCUAUUAUUUUCCUGUACUCUGUGUUCUCCCUUCAUGCUUAGGCCUUUGGGCUGCAUCUCCUUUCCACAUUUUCUCUCAUAUGCACUAUCCCGAGGGUUUGUUCAUUACAUUGUUCUGCAUGUCUCUUUUGAUGAGGAGUGGUAUUGGUUGGUUGUGAUGUUUCUUCUCCCAAGGGGACACUGUUAUGAGCACACCCAAUCUCUGUCUCUCUGACGGCAUGCCAAGGAAGCUUAGAUUUAAAUGAAUAAAUGGGAUUGACAAUCCAUCCCCAUACAGUACCAUUCCUGAUCUUUACUCAUUUCAUGUGAAAUAUAUAGAAUUACUGCACAGUGGUUUCAAUGCAAUGUAAGGACUGGCAUCCUCUUAAGAGAAGUACUAUUAUUUUGAAAAGGCAGUGCAUUCAUAGGCUUUCAUCCCAAGUUAGGGGAUUCCAAGUACAUCAUCACUACUUUGUUCUCUAAUAAAUAUGUAAAUGAUUUACAAAUGUCACACUUGCAUUCUUCUCCUCACAAUGUUUCUACAACUACUUACCAAUGUUUCACCUCUGUGUGUUCUACAAUAGGAAAGGAGAAGACACAAGUGACCUUCACCUACAGCCACAAGCUGGGUCUACUGACCAUGGAGAGUCUUUCUCUGGAUGCAUCUGCUGACUGGGAGAUUCAUAUUGUCAGCUCCUAAUGUUCAAAGAUGUCGCUGCUGCUUUUUUUCUUUUAAAUUAUAUUUUUAAAAGUAAUUUUAACAAGAUGUAAUCAAUUAUUUUUCAAGUUUUAAUUAAAUUAUCUAUUUUACAGUAAUACUUAAAA